Molecule: messenger RNA, 3257 nt
Organism: Sphaerodactylus townsendi
Lineage: Eukaryota; Metazoa; Chordata; Lepidosauria; Squamata; Sphaerodactylidae
Exons: 5
Coding region: 1-2889 (962 amino acids)
Source: RefSeq, a predicted model, not a curated record
AUGGCGGAUCGUCUCACCUCGUCUCCGGAUGCUUCGCAGCAGGAGACUUCCCGUUGGAAUGGGGAAGCACAGGGGAACCCCACUGGGAUGCACAGCUGCGCAGCAGACACUGACAAGGCGGCCGAUGAUGGGAACCCUGCCUGGGAUUUGUCAGAAGUGAAAGGAUCGGAGGAAGAGCCGGCAGCCGCCGUCGAGACGGGGGCGCUGGGCCAGGCUCUCCGGGGCGCUCCUCCACCGGCCGUCCCUGCAGCCUGGAGCCGCGCCAAGCCCUCCCUGCGGUGCCAGAGGCUCGGCUGUGCCGGCUGCCCGGGGCUUGGGGAGGGCAGAGAAGGGCACUGGUUGGGGGGGAGGGCCGGGGGCUGGGCUGGAAGCGGCCGGCGCCGCUGGUGGCGCGGCGGAGACCCACCUCCGGGGAGGGGAGAUGGCGCGGCCGACUUGGCCGCCAAACUUUGCACGGGCCGCCGCCGCCGCCGCCGCCGCCUCCUCCUCGCCCGGCCCAACUUAGCCGCGCGCUCCUCGGCCAGCCCCGCAGCGAGCGAGCCGAGGCUGCGGCGGGGACGCGACUCCGCUGCGCACGAUGAGCGGCCGGUGCCGGUGCCGGCGGGCGCCAUGAGCCAGGAGGCGGCCCCGGUGGUGUCCCGCAAGCGGCGGCUGAUGGCCGCGGUGCGCGCCGGCGAGUCGUCGUCGUCGUCGUCGUCGUCGUCCCGCUCGGCCGCCUCGUCGCCCGGCCCGCUGUGCUGCUUCGUGUGCGGCGGCGGCAUCGGCCGGGGCAAGGAGCAGCGGCUGCACGUGAGGCCGGCGGGCCCCCCCCCCUCCGCCGCCGCCGCGGCCCCCCCGGCCCCCGCGCAGCCCUUCUUCCCGUUCCUGCAGCACCAGGAGCCGGCGCCCGGGGCGCGGGCGGUGGGCGGCGAGGGCUUCGCGCUGGUGUGCGCCGUCUGCCGCUGCUUCCUGGCCGAGCAGUGGGCCGCCUUCGAGCGGGCGCGGACCCCCCUCGACAAGCGCAUGUACUGGCUCAAGCGGCCCCACCAGUGCCAGCAGCAGCAGCAGCAGCACGCGACCCCCGGCGGCGCCCCCCGCGAGUGGAACCCGGCCUACGACGCCCUGGCCGACGACCCCGACCCAGACGACGACGACGACGACCCCCGGCGGCCGCCCCCCGACUCCGACCUCUCCUCGCUCUCCGACAGCCUGGCCUCGGACGCCGAGCCGCGCUCCCCGGGGCCCCCCUGGCGCGCCCAGCCCGCGGCCGCCCCCCGGCGCCGCUGGGACCCCCCCGCGCCCCCCGCCCCCCUCGACGACGGCCUGCCCCCCGCCGCCCACAAGCCCCGCAGGAAGAAGCCGCGCCGGGCGCCGCUUUGGAGAAGGGACCGCGCCGACCGGGAGGGCGCUCCGCUGCUGCCUCCCCGCCUUCCUCCUCCUCCUCCUCCUCCUCUUCCUCCCCGGGAGGCUGCGGGCUGCUGGUCGUCGGAGGAGAGCGAGAUCAACAUCACCAGCGACGAGGAGCAGCAGCGCCGGCGGGAGGCCCCCGGCCCCCCCUGCAGGGUAGGCGCCUGCUACGUGUGCGGCUGCCCCUUGACGCCGGCCUCGCAGCGCCGCAUCCACGUGCAGAAGCAGGAGCAGGCCCGCCGGGCGCCCUUCUUCCCCUUCCUGUGGCUCCACAGCCCGCCCCCCGGGGCACUGCCCAUCAGCCCGGCUGGCAGCGCCUGGGCCUGCGCCAGCUGCUUCGCCUCCCUCAUGCAGCAGUGGCAGAGCUUCGAGCUGGCCGACGUGCCGGUCCUGCAGCGGCUGUACGUGGUGCCCCUGGACGCCCCGACCCCUGAGAGGGGCACCCCGCCCGGAGACCGAGCCCCGCCGGGCCCCCUGCGGCCGGCCCCGGAAGCCUGCUACCUGUGUGGCGAAGACUGCGCCAAGGAUGGCAAGGCCGUCUGCGCCAAGAUCACCAACGGCAACGCCAAGACCACCAUGCACUUCCCCUUCCUGGGCCUGCUGCCCUGCCCCCCCAACGCCAAGGGCCUCAACAAGCACUGGGAGGUGCGCAGCUGCCGCAAGUGCUACGGGGUGCUGCAGGACCUGUGGGCCAUGUACCGGGCUUGCCACAACCAGGAGUUCAUCACUUCGGUGCAGAGCUUCCUGGGACGUUACCACCAGGUGUUUUCGGCAGCGGAGGCCCCCGGCCUGGGCAAGCACCCUUUGGCUGCAGCGGGCCCAGCUUGCGUUUGCUACAUCUGCGGGGCAGAGCUGGGUGCCGGCAGGGAGUUCCAGUUGAGCGUCAACCCGCCGGGCCGCUUUGGCGAGAAGGAGCCCUUCUUCCCCUUCCUCACCGUCUACCCGCUGGCUCCUCGGGCCAGGCCGGCCGAUUCCACGGGGGUCGUGUCCGCUUGCCUGUUGUGCUACCACGACCUCCUGGGGCAGUGGUUGCAGUACGAGGGGGCCGGCAGCUCCCGCCCCAGCAACCCCUGGUCCCGCCAGUACAAUGUGGAGACCUUCGUCUGCUUCUUCUGUCGGCAGGAGAAGAAACGGUGCCACGGAUUAAAAGCGGUGCGCGUGGCCCGGCUGCCCGUCUUCCUGUACUCCUUGCGGGUGCCGAGCAGCUUGCUGGUGGAUGACGGGAAGCGGCUCACCAUCGGGGCGUGUGCUGAGUGCGCCGCCCUAGUGGUUGCUGGCAAAACGGCAGUGCCCAGAGAGCUCUUUGCGGCUCCUGCCGUGGCGCCACUCCCAAAGGGCUCAGCCUUUCCUCUCGAGACCCCCGCCACACAGCUCCCUGCCACUGAGUCGGCACCACGCCUGCCAGGCACUGCGGAGAGCACGGCCGCAGGCAACGGAGCAGCCUCGGAUCACAAGUCCAGCUUGUGGAUCGCGAGGAGGGCCAGCCGGAACUCCCACAAGUAAGAAUGUCUUUGUUAUGCCGUCUCUGUCGAGACAUGGUGCACACACCUGUGCCCACAGGUGAGGCGGUAGACAAGGGGACACUGAUAUUAGGCUUGGGAGAUGCCGAAGGAAAGUUAUGGGAAGCGGAGAGGAUUGAGUCAAAUGGCAAAAAUACAAGGGGUGGGUUCCAGCCCAUAGGAAGUGAUGCAAAACUGGGCGGAGCUUGAGAAAUACGUGGGCUGUUCUCCCGUUUUAGGUUCAGGUGAGGUUCUAGCUGUCUGGCUUCUUUGAAACAGGCAGUUGAGAAAGCAGGUACCUAUUUUCAAAAGGCAGCCAUGUUGGUCUGCAGUGGAAGAACAAGAUCUGAGCCCAGUAGCAUCUGAGAGAUU